This is a messenger RNA of Penicillium odoratum, 978 nucleotides long. RefSeq lists its product as uncharacterized. The transcript is spliced from 3 exons. NCBI's taxonomy places the organism in Eukaryota, Fungi, Ascomycota, Eurotiomycetes, Eurotiales, Aspergillaceae. The coding region runs from base 1 to 978 and encodes 325 amino acids. The record is from RefSeq and is a predicted model, not a curated record.
AUGCAGUCCACAUCAAUUCAAUUCAGUCCGAUUAAGGAUGGACGCCGUAUCCUUGGUGAAAAAGACACCAACGCGUGUUUGUCGCCAGCCCGCGAGAACAAACAGGCCCUCCCAGUCACCGGAACACCGGUCAAACGGGCCCUCUUCUCGACAGUCUCACCCAAGAAGCUUCUCCCCUCGCCAGUGUUUGCAGGCCAAAAACGGACAAGAAACCAGGUGGAUGAGACCGACAUGGACAGAUCGGUGCAGACGCGGGGCUGUUCGGUUGAAGGCUCCCCAAUCAAAAAUGUCACUCAGCACAAUCAAGCACAAGAGAAGCAGGAAACCCGCGUCGCCACGCCCACACGCUCCGAGCGCGACCAGAAUGAACAUAUGGAUACACAAAACUCGUCUACCGCGUUGGACCAACAAAAGACACGAACAAUUCCCGAUGACCCGGACGCGCGUAAAAUGUUUAUUCAAGAAAAAGCGGCUCUUCUCCGAAACACCCUCCAAACCGCCAUGCGCAAUGUGACCGACCACCAAAUCGACCGAAGAGUCUCCAGUCUAGAAGAGCACAGUCGGAAAUGUCCACGAAUCUCCCUGGCCACCUUCUCUUCACCACUGCCUCCCCUGUCUUUCCGCAAUACCACCACGCCCAAAUUCACAACUCCCCGCAUUGGUUCCAUGCCUGAUAUGAGCUCCACACCUUGUCACCAAACACCUGAUCUUCCCCGUCGGCGGUCUCCGCUAGCCAAUGCUGCAGAACGCGUCAAGGCCUCGCAGCGAACCCCACCUCGCACGCUAGGAUCCCCCAUGCAACUGAGUAGCCCCCCGGCUACGGUAAUUCGCCACAAUCGCACCCGUAAUCUGGAGGAAGUUGGAGAUGCAACGCGGGACGGCCUAUCACCGUCUCAAAGAGGCGACGCAGUGGAUGGGCUACUCAAACUGAUGAACACGGCAAAUCGACGUGCCAGCACUGAUGCAUGGAGUGGGUGA